AUGUCUGCGGCUCGUACUGUGAUAUGUUUACUACGGAACGACUUACGCUUGCACGACCACGAGCUUUUCCAUUGGGCCCAGAGACAUGCAGAACACAUAGUCCCCCUGUAUUGCUUCGACCCCAGACAUUAUGAGGGGACCUACCAUUACAACCUCCCAAAGACUGGGCCUUUUAGAUUGCGAUUUCUACUGGACAGCGUCAAAGACCUCAGAAACACAUUGAUUAGCAAGGGCAGCAACCUUAUUGUGAGACGGGGCAAACCAGAAGAUGUUGUGGCAGACCUGAUCAAGCAGCUGGGAUCUGUCAGCACGGUGGCUUUCCAUGAAGAGAUAACGUCAGAGGAGGUGAUUGUUGAGAAGAAUAUAAAGUCUGUCUGUGCGCAAAUGAAAGUCAAAGUGCAAAGCUGCUGGGGUUCCACUCUUUACCACAGAGACGAUUUACCUUUCAAUCACAUUUCCAGGUUGCCAGAUGUGUAUACGCAGUUCAGAAAAGUGGUUGAAAGCCAAAGUAGUGUGCGACCCGCCUUUCCAACUCCUGAGAAACUUAAGCCAAUUCCUCAAGGCCUCGAUGAAGGAGAUGUCCCCACCGCGGAAGACCUAAAACAGACAGACCCAAUAGAUGAUCCUCACUCAGCCUUUCCCUGUCGUGGAGGAGAGAGUGAAGCUUUGGCCAGAAUUAAACACUACUUUUGGGAGACUAAUGCUGUUGCAACAUACAAAGAAACCCGUAAUGGUCUGAUAGGCGUGGACUAUUCUACCAAAUUGGCCCCAUGGUUGGCAAUGGGAUGCAUUUCUCCACGAUACAUUUAUCAUCAGAUCAAAAGUUAUGAAGCACAAAGGACAGCCAAUCAAAGCACAUACUGGGUUAUAUUUGAACUUCUGUGGAGGGACUACUUCAAGUUUGUGGCUCUGAAAUAUGGAGACCGCAUCUUCCACAUUGAUGGACUUCAAAAUAAAACUGCCCCAUGGAAAAAAGACAUGAAGAUGUUUAAUGCGUGGAAAGAGGGACGUACAGGGGUGCCUUUUGUCGACGCCAACAUGAGAGAGCUGGCCAUGACCGGCUUUAUGUCCAACAGAGGGCGCCAGAACGUUGCCAGCUUCCUCACCAAAGACCUGGGCCUGGACUGGAGAAUGGGCGCGGAGUGGUUUGAGUAUUUACUGAUUGACCAUGAUGUCUGCAGCAAUUACGGAAAUUGGUUGUACAGCGCCGGAGUUGGAAACGACCCAAGAGAAAACAGGAAGUUCAACAUGAUCAAACAAGGCCUGGACUAUGACAAUAACGGUGAUUUCGUCCGGCGCUGGGUCCCAGAGCUGCAGACGCUGCAAGGGUCAGAAGUCCACACUCCCUGGACUCUCAGUGCUGCUGCUCUGUCACAUGCACAAGUGUCCCUCGGAGAGACGUACCCUGUCCCCAUCGUGAUCGCGCCCGAGUGGAGCAGACACGUCAACAAAAAGCAGCCCGGGGCGGCCUCAGGGUCCUCACAUCGAGGCAGGAAGGGCCCGUCUCAUACUCCCAAACAACAUCGGGACAGAGGAAUUGACUUUUAUUUUUCCAAAGACAAAGGGUUUCCAUAG
Messenger RNA from Knipowitschia caucasica, 1575 nucleotides. Lineage: Eukaryota; Metazoa; Chordata; Actinopteri; Gobiiformes; Gobiidae. The record is from the annotation of a GenBank genome assembly.